Amphimedon queenslandica is the source of this 784-nucleotide messenger RNA. RefSeq lists its product as uncharacterized. Lineage: Eukaryota; Metazoa; Porifera; Demospongiae; Haplosclerida; Niphatidae. The transcript has 2 exons. The coding region runs from base 88 to 507 and encodes 139 amino acids. The record is from RefSeq and is a predicted model, not a curated record.
UCAAUUACCAGAGCCUUGUAUGGUUAAUCAGAAUGCCGCUACACUACCAUAUACUUUAGUCGGAGACGACAUAUUUCCUUUAAAGACAUGGCUCAUGAAACCUUAUCCAGAGCUAGAAGGACAAUUGAGAAUACUUUUGGAAUUUUGGCAGCAAAGUGGCGUAUUUUCCGCCGUCCUAUACGUGCAUCUCCUGAGAAUGUGGAACGAAUAAUCAAGGCAUGUGUUUGUCUUCACAAUUAUUUACGCUUAAUGGACAAUGCAUCAUAUACUCCCAGUGGUUUUGUUGACAAAGAAGGUGAAAAUGGAGAAAUCAUACCAGGUGACUGGAGGAAUACUUUGGCAUCAAGUGGUAGUACUGGUUUACAAAGUCUGAGUAAUGUCAGUGGCAAUCGCUACUGCUUUGAUGCUGUUCAGACAAGAGAUAAUUUUGCAAUUUAUUUUAAUAGCGUAGAUGGGCAAGUACCAUGGCAAGUUAAUCAUGUAACACAAGACUCUCGCACAUUGUAACUGGAUGAGAGUUAUCUAAUAGUAACUAUACAUUGUAUAUAUCCCAGCAACUAUUCCUCUACUCUCUCUCUUUCUCCUUUCUUUAUAUAUACUUAUUCUAUUGCCCCAUCCUGCUUAUUAUUAUUAUUAUUAUUAUUAUUAUUAUUAUUAUUACAACAUAACAGUUAUCUUGUUUAAAAAGCAAGUUAAAAUUGUUUAAUAUAUAGUAUAAUACAUUGUACUAUUUGUCAAAGCACUAACACUUUUUAAAGUUUAAUUUGGUCUUUUCACUAUUCUA